This is a messenger RNA of Homo sapiens (human), 9620 nucleotides long. RefSeq names its product electron transfer flavoprotein regulatory factor 1 (gene ETFRF1). Lineage: Eukaryota; Metazoa; Chordata; Mammalia; Primates; Hominidae. Gene Ontology annotation, biological process: negative regulation of oxidative phosphorylation. The transcript is spliced from 3 exons. The coding region runs from base 8517 to 8789 and encodes 90 amino acids. Gene Ontology annotation, cellular component: mitochondrion. The record is from RefSeq and is a predicted model, not a curated record.
GCCGGGGAGUUUUGUUCCAUUUCCCGGAUCCUGGGGUCUGGAGGCGAAAUAUGCUCUGGGCGAGGACCACCGGGUGUGGGAAGAGGGUUCUGAGCGUCUCCUGACGUUGACGGUUUAUUUCCUAGAGUGUGUUGGGUCUUUCUGUGAGGGUUUCGAGAAGGAAACAGGCAUGCGACUGGUUCAUGCAGCGGACACCCGGUGGGAGGCCUGGGCCUCUGCGGUUUAAUCCAGCAGGGGGAUGGGGCUCAUUCCGCAAUUUAAAGAGAGAAAUAAGUUGGCUCCAGAGGGUUGGUUAUUUUAAGAUUAAUGACCUUCGGAUUCUUCUUUCUGCUCUAUUGUUUACUUUCUGUGCAGCGUACGCGUCCUUUUUCCUAAGAGCGCCCUAAACAAGAAUUGAAAAUGAAGCAAUUCCUGGCUAAAAUAUUCCUUAACAUGAAGAUCGCUGAGGCCCCAAAGACUCAUUAGUUUCCCGAGGUCACAGACUAAUUUUACUAACCACACAACCUUUAGAAUUUCAGUCUCCUCCCACAUGAAGAAACGCCGGCACCUUACACCGACAGGAAAACUACAAUUAAGUGAGGCUGUUCUCCUCAAGCCCGACUGAGUUCUCUGUAAUUGUAGGGCAUACCUACACCCUGUUUUAGCAUUAUGAGACCUGAAAUACUUUUAAAUUACUGGCACCAUUUCUCAUCUCUGAAUUAUAAGUUUAUAAUGCUCUAUCCCUUCCAGUGUUAUUGACUACAUGCAUUAUUCAUAGAUAAGUAGUAGGACUAAGCUAGUCUUUGUGGGUUAAAGUGUUAUUAUCCCUAUUGUAACCUGUAACUAUUAUAGGUUGUGUAAUAGUUAUUAGCAUUUUACAUCCAUAUCCUGGUAGCAAGAUAAAAACAUUUUAAUAGCGACUUCGUACAGAGUUCUUACUCAGUUUACCAUAGCUGUUUGAUAUGAAAGUUAAGGCUUCCUUUUAAAUUAGUUUCAGUAAAACUAAUGUUUAAUGAUAAAACACCUCAGUCAACUCAAGUUAGGAUUCAUCGGGGUAAGGAGAUAGUUCAGUAAUCCCAAGUUACCUUAAAAUAGUGGGCUUUUAGAGGAAAGGCUUUACUGAAGCUCUCACUGUAUCUACCCCAUGGGGAACAAUGAUUAACAACUUUGGCCACCACAUAACCCCCAGUAAAAUGACAAUUUUCCAUUAGCCUGGAACUGGAACUGGUUAAGUCCUAACUCCUUAGCCUAGAAUGACAGGGGGAAAAAACUAUCAAUGGGGACUGCAACCGCUGUCUCAUCCAGCGCACACAUCCAAGUUUUCAGAAUAAUAGGGGGCUUCUCUUAGUCCUUAACUCUUGGCUCUUUACUUAAAACAGUAACCUCCAUGACUUCAUGCAGAGUUCAGGAGCAGCCUCAGGGCCCUGCUGAACUCAAAAUUGUUUAUUCACUACAUUGUGAACCCAAGGAGACCUAUUUCUCUUAGUGGCUAAAGUAAACCUAAAUGCUUCAAGGUCAACUGCAUAAAGAUAAACUGCAUUGCCUGGUGUGGUGGCUCACGCCUGUAAUCCCAGCAUUUUGAGAGGCCAAAGUGGGUGGAUCACGAGGUCUGGAGAUGGAGACCAUCCUGGAUAACACAGUGAAACCCCGUCUCUACUAAAAUAAUACAAAAAAUUAGCCGGGCGUGGUGAUCAGCACCUGUAAUCCCAGCUGCUCUGGAGGCUGAGACGGGAAUCGCUUGAACCCGGGAGAGGGAGGUUGCAGUGAGCCAAGAUCGCACCACUACACUCCAGCCGGGUCAACAGAGCAAGACUCCGUCUCAAAAAAAAAAAAAGAUAAACUGCAUUAAUUCAUAUAAGUUAACAUAUCAAAGAAGAACAAAUUUGCCAUAGCCACACUAGUUACAUUUUUGCUGGGCAAGUGUUUUAUGAUACAUAAUUUGUAAAAAGACCAACAACUAAAAAGGACAACUUAAGCCAGGUCCCUGAAAGCUUUCACAAGUUACAAAUUGUGAAUUAAAUGAAGCUGUGCUGUUAGGCAUUAAACAGGUUAUAGUUUGCAAUUCGAAAUUACAUCUAUGUAUAUUUAAUUUUAAAUUAUGUGAAAAGAACAUGGUUCCGAAGAGGUGUUUUUUGUUUGUUUUGUUUUGAGACAGGGUCUCAAAAUGAAUUUUGCCCAGGUUGGAGUGGUGGAACAAUCACGGCUCACUACAGCCUCAACCUCCUGGGCUCAAGCGAUCCUCCCACCUCAGCCUCUCAAAUAGCUGAGACUACAGGCACACGCCACCAUGCCUGGCUAAUAUUUUUUUACUUUUAGUAGAGACAAGGUCUCACUCACUAUGUUGCCCAGGCUGGUCUCAAACUCCUGAGCUCAAGCCAUCCUCCAGCCCUGGCCUCCCAAAGUGCUGAGAUUACAGGUACAAGCCACCAUGCCCAGCCUAAGAAUCAUUCUUAGUAAGAUUAUUUCACGCUGCUAAUGGCUCUCUGCCAAAAGAAAAAAAAGGAAGUUUAAAGAAUGAAGUAGUUAAUAUAGUGGGUUAAAUACCCUCAUCUAAUUUUACUCCCUUCCAAAACUACUAAAUCUACAGUAAAAUGAUAUAAAAAUAAAUUGGAAAAAUGGGGACAGGAGGUAACAGCAAUAAAACUCAGAAGCUGGAAAACAGGUGAAUGAAUGUGACUUAGCACACCAGAAAAACCCAAUUCACUCUGCAGAAUUCUCAAAAGGCACUGAAACACGCACCCUGAAAUUGGAAGUGGACUACAUGAAAGCUAUUUGAGAAACACCUCUAAGUAACUCUACCCCCUUACUCCCAUAGAAGACUAGAGGUUUAUUUCUGGACAAAGUAAUACUAGUCCCUGGACUGGGGCAUCCUCAGGCAUUCUAGAGAAGCACACUGGAAACAAAGUUAAGUGAAUUUAGGAAUACAUAAUGCUGGAUGCAGGGCCCGCAUUCCUCUUAUCCUUAGAAGACUGGAAGACUCAACUCUGAGGAACUGACCAGCCCAGGAGGAGCAAUCCAAGAUAGUGACAUCAGAGGUUCCCCAGUAAAGGCCCACCCAGAGCACCCUAAGUGAAGCCCAGAGUCUAUAUGCUUCACCCACGUAUACAGAUCUAAAAAGCUUUUUUGUCUUUUCAUUCAUAAGAGUAGACAGAAAAGAAUGACCAGACUUUGGAAGAAAGCUCAGAAGUGAUAGAGACAGAAGCAAGCAGAAAAGCAAUUUGAAGUAAAACAGCUCAGAAGUGAUAAGAGACAAAAGCAAGCAGAAAAGCAAUUUGAAGUAAAACAACAGAAAAUUUCAAGAAAGCAAGAAUCAGUGAACUUGGAAAGAAAAAAUGCCUACAUAAUAUGCUUGUUAUGUGAAUUAGCUCAUUAACUAGUAGUAAGUACAAUUUAACAAGUAUUAAUGUAGAAGUAUUUUUUUCCCUAGGAAAGAGGAGCCAGAAAAGCAGUAAAUGUAUGACCUUCAGUUAAGAAAAGGUCAUGGCUUCACUGCUAUGCUGGCGGCAAGUGUCUUUCAGAUUUUUUCAUUGAUUCAAGUGUAUAUUCCAGGGUUCCUUCCCCAGAGAGGCAUACCCCAAGUUCUGUGUAGCCAUCGACUGAGGACAGGUAGAGUCACCUAUCCUACCCACGAAUUGGCAGCCUUGUGGUUUAGAUGGAUUUCUACUUCCAUGUGUUAUUUCAGCAUCUCUUAGCUCUGUUCUUAGACUUUGGCUGGCAUUUCUAUUAUUUUUUUAAGUUUUGCUGAAGUAGAAUUGACACUGAAUUACACUUACAAAGUAUAAUUCGAUAAAUUUGGUUCAUAUAUAUACACAUCUAUAUAUGCAUAUUUAUAGAUAUAUAUGUGCUAUAAUAUAUACUACAUAUAGUAUAAUAUAUAGUAUACAUAUUUUUGUUUCCAUAGAAACAAAAAUAAAAGGAAUUACUAUGUACUAUAUACUAUAUAUAUCUACUAUAUACUACGUAGUAUGUACUACAUAGUACAUAUAGUACAUAUAGUACAUACUGUACUAUGUAGUAUAUAGUAAUAUAUAUAGUACAUAACUAUAUAUGUACUACAUAGUACAUACUAUGUAGUAUAUGGUAGAUAUAUAUACCAUAGUAUACUAUAUACUAAAAAUGGCUGGCUACCUCUGUUUGUCAAUAUAUAUUUUAAUAUAUUUUUGCAAGUAAUAGAAAUGCCAGCAAAAGUCUAAGAACAGGGCUAAGUGGUGGGAAAACUACAUACUAUAUACUAUAUAGUAUCUAUACUAAUUAUAUAGAUUUGUAUAUAUACAUAUAUGUAUACAUACACACACACACACACACACACACACACAAUGAAGCCAUCACCACAAUCAAGACAAUAAAUAUAUCCACUAUCCACAAAGGUUGCCUUGUGCAUCUUUGAUUCCUUCCUGGUCUCCAGCCCCUACUCCCAUUCCCAGGCUACUCUAUUAUAAUUUUUGAGUAUUUUUAACAUCUCUAUAGUAGUCUCCAGCUAUGCUGAGAGCAAUCUGAGUGGUCAAAAUUAACUGUCCAGGAAGAGCAGAAAUGAACAACUCAGUAGAACACUUGGAAGAAGAAAAUGAGAAAAUCCCCCAUACAACUAAAUAAAAGGCUGGGCGCAGAGGCACACACCUGUUAUCCCAGCACUUUGGGAAACCAAGGAGAGUGGAUCACCUCAGGUCAGGAGUUCGAGACCAGCCUGGCCAACAUGGUGAAAAGCCAUCUCUACUAAAAAUACAUAAAUUAGCCAUGCUUAGUGGCAGGCACCUGUAAUUCCAGCUACUUGGGAGGCUGAGGCAGGAGAAUCACUUGAACCCAGGAGGCGGAGGUUGCAAUGAGUUGAGAUCAGGCCAUUGCUCUCCAGCGUGGGUGAUAAGAGCGAAACUCCAUGCUUAAAAAAAAAAGACAAAUGGAAAAUAGUACAGAAAAAAGGAAGAGAACAUGUUUAGAAGUUCAAACAUCCAAAUAAUAAAAGUUCCAGGAAGGGAGAAAAAAGAAAAUGGAGGAGGGAGGAAAUCAUGAAUGAAAUCAUUUAAAAUUUUUUCCCAAAUUGAAGGAAACAAGUGUCCAGAUUGCAAGGGCCAACUGAGUGUCCAGUACAAUGGAUAAAAAUAAAUCCAUUAUCAACACAUCACUAACAUUUCAAAAUCUUCAUGGAGAAGAUUCUGUAAGUUUCUGGGGAGAGAGAGAAAAAAUACAUCACAUACAGAGGAUCACUUACCAGGACUGCUUUGAACUUAAUAGCAAUGGUAAAAGCAAACAGACGAGCAACUACUUCAAAAUGUUGAAAAGAAAAUUAUUUCCAGCUUUCAAUUCUAUACUCAGACAAGCUAUCAAACAGAUAGAGGGAGCCAGCCAUUUUUAGACAUCCAGGGUCUCAUUUACCUUCCAUGUACCCUUUUCAAGAAGUUAGGAUGUGCUCCACAGAAACAAAAAUAAAACCAGGAAAUGGAACACUUUGGAAUGUAGAAAAUGGGAUAAUCAACAUAGAGGAUAGGCAAGAGGAAUUUCUGGGAGCAUGGUCAAGUAGGAUUCCAGCACCACAGUUGUGCUUCUUGAUGUAGAGAGCAGUCAGUCCAGAAUCAAGCAGCAUGACUCACAUUGAUGGCUAUUAUCACUAAGAUCCCUGCUGCCAUUGUAUCAUCUUUUUAAUCUGAGGACAUUAUGCCCAGGCAAGCCUGGCUCAGAUUCUUACCGGUAUUUGCCUUGUCUUGACCAUGUGGUGAUGAAAUUCCUGCUCUCUUCUGUGCUGUGCUGACUGGACCAACUGAGGACACUCAUUUUUACCCUUCUUUUUCAACCUAUUCCUGAAAGCUGAUGUUGGGCGUUGGUGAGCUUAAAGCAGAAAAUAGCCUUCCUCCUUCCCAUUUUUGCUAUGUAUUGGCCAGAAAUCAGGUAUCAAUUCUACACUUUGAUCUUUCCACAUGCUUCAGUUGUGAGGAGCCCAGUAUUCACUCAUGACAUUGCAAAUUAACUUCUCUAGAAGGGAUCCAGAAAGCCUGGAGAAGGUAAAGCCAGACUAGGGCUGUUUGGCUUUAAUUAACAGCAGCAUUGUUGCCCUUUUCCUUGCUAGAUUCGUGCUUGCUGCUCAAAUUGCCAAAAUUAAAUAUUUAGGGCAAUGUUCAUGAGUGCUGGGAAAACUAAAGAGAAUAAGCAGGAAGUCAUUAGAGGCUAUCUUGGUAGAGAUGGGGAAGGAGAAGCAAUUGGAGAGGGGCACAUGGGGGCUUCUAAGACUUUUGUUUCAUAACUUGAAUGAUGGGUACCCAGAUGUAUAUUUUACUUUAAUUUGUACAUUCAUAUUUUAUGCAGUUUCUAUGUCUAAUACGUAUAAAAAUUUCAGAUUAAAUGAAAUACAUGAAGGCACUGGCACCCUGCCUUUCAAAUUGUAAAAGGUGUAAAUUUUGCAAAAUGCCUAAAGGGGCAGGUGAGGUCACAAUGAGAAUCUACACUAUUGUACUUCGGGGUUCAACCCAAACAGAAGUUAACAGGAGAACUUAAAUUAUGUAGCGCAUGAUUUUUAAUUGAGUAUGGUACUGUAAUUUUAAUCCACAUUUUCUGCUAGUUAACUAUAAAAUAACCCUUAAAACUGAUCUAAAAGCCUAUUUUAAAAAUAUAAGUUGCGGCCGGGCACGGUGGCUCACGCCUGUAAUCCCAGCACUUUGGGAGGCCAAGGUGGGUGGAUCACAAGGUGAGGAGAUCAAGACCAUCCCGGCCAACAUGGUGAAACCCCGUCUCUACUGAAAUACAAAAAAAAAAAAAAAAAAAAUUAGCCAGGCGUGGUGGCGCGCACACGUAGUCCCAGCUUACUGGGGAGACUGAGGCAGGGGAAUUGCUUGAACCAGGGAGGUGGAGGUUGCAGUGAGCUGAGAUGGCACCACUGCACUCCAGCUUGGGGACAGAGCAAGAAUCCAUCUCAAAAAAAAAAAAGUUGCUUCCUGCUUGCCUAUCAGAGUAAUUCAGUCCAAAAGUCAUUACGUGGGGCUGAGCAAGGCAGGCAUCUGGGGAAGGUGGGGGCGAGAGAAAGGCUGGCAAGGUAGUAGCCCAGCAGGGGAUACUGGAGCCCAAAUGCAGUGAGGAGGGCCUCUGGGGGUAGGGACUUGUGCACAGCAGCAGCCUAGCAGGGGAUGAGGAGGGCAUCCUAUUAGGGUGAAGGAAAUGGUGGCACAGGUUUUUGGAAUGGGAACAAAAGGUGAGCCUUACCCAGGAGGGAGGAAAUGGUGCAGUGUAAGUUGCUUGAGCCCAAGAAGGGUAGGUUGGGGGAAAGGGGGAAGAGAAGACCAUGCAUGUGGGAUGGUGGCAGUGGCACUCUGGCAUUAGGUGGCAGAGCUCAGAGAGUAGAGUGUGUGCGCCGAAUGGUGACAGCAAGAGGAUUUUGAUUACAUAGUGAGAGAAGGGGUGAUGAUUAUAAAAAGUAAAUUUAUUAAGGACAAGUGGGAACCAGACUUCUCACUGUUCAGCAAGAGUAUUAAACCCAUGUAAAGAGGGGAAAUGAAAAUAAACCCUGUAGUAUUGGAAUUGAAUGUUAGGUAGCAGAUUAUAUGGAGAUUAAUAUAAAAGUCAUACACACAUACAACACCUAAAUCCGUAUGUAUAUACACUUGCAGCUUUGUCACUUAGAGGACCUGGGAACAGUGACAGUCCCAUGGUGAUUAGCAUUUUUAGCACCCAGACCUUGGUUUCUAAAGCAUUCCAUCCAGAUUAUAGUUUCUAAAUGCUAUUCUCCAUUAAAAGGACUAGGUUCCUUGGAGAAAUAAUUUUACAAUGGACAAUCUUAGCAAAUACAUUAAUUGGGUAAUCAAAGUUAUCAAUCACAAUGGAACAAAUUGCAGUUGCAUCCACCUGAUAGGAUGCAAUGUUAAGAGCUUACUAUUCAACUCUAACAGGUAGUGGGAAUUAUUUUCUAGGUUUAGACUGUCAUGAUGCCUUUAAGUUUGGAGCCUCCUCUACAAAGUAGAGUUAACACAUUACACAUAAAGAAGCAUGAUUUUGCCUGUUCCUCAGGGACACCCUCUUACAGGUUGUUCAUUUGGCCUCUUCACCACCAAUCUUACUGCCCAUCUACUAUUCCAACCUGCUUAACUCACCCAGUUUCUGCUAGUUUUCAGCCUCCCUUUGGAUAAGCACCCAUCAGCAUUUGAUCAGGCUUCUGCUCAAUGUCCUUCAAGUGGCUCUGGCCUUGCCUUGAGAGCAGGGUAAAGAUAAUCUCUUGUUUGUUGAUAAGGAAAACUCAGGCUCAGCAAGGUUAAUUAAUCUGUACAUUAUGCAACUGGAAUUUAAAUCUAGUUUAACUCAUUCCACUGUGGCAUAAAAGGAGGUACACGUACCUAUCUGUGAUGACAAUCCACUUUCUCAUUUCCUUCAUGUGACUUCUCACAAUCACAAUUGUCUUUGCUUAUGUCUCCCAUAGGAAAACGUCAAUUAUGACAGCAGGUAAUUUUAUCGGAAGUGUUUAUAACUAUAUCCCAGUACGUGGAACGAAAAAGUUAUCAAGAAAUAUUUAUUGAAUGUAAAAAAGGUAUGUUAUGCAUAAAAGUGGAUAAUUUACAUGAUAAAUGAAAAUGGCCAAUUCUUUAAGAGGAGAAGUACUAAAACUUUAUAAAAAUCUGCUGUAUCUUGGACGAGACUAUCCAAAAGGAGCAGACUAUUUUAAAAAGCGUUUGAAGAACAUUUUCCUUAAAAACAAAGAUGUGAAGAAUCCAGAGAAGAUCAAAGAACUUAUUGCACAGGGCGAAUUUGUAAUGAAAGAGCUAGAAGCUUUGUACUUCCUUAGGAAAUACAGAGCUAUGAAACAACGCUAUUAUUCAGAUACCAACAAAACUAAUUGAUCAUUACUACUUUAAUUUAGCUAUCAGUGCCAGCUGUUUAUGUAUACCAGAUGUUGUAAAAUAAUUCUAACUUAAAAUGGGAAGAUAUACAUGUUGUGUAAAAAAUCCCUGAGCUGCCCUACUGAACUAAAUAGGUUUCAACUUCUGUUCAUACGGAGAAAGUAUCAGCAACUUUAUGCUCAAUUUUGAUACAAACAUAGCAAUUUAGCUAUACUACCGAUCAUAAAUUAAUGAGCACCCAAUUUUGAAUGAAAAUAUAAUACACUUAAUCCUCUAACUUAAUAGGACUUAGCCAAUUAUUUUUAGCUUAUUUCUCCAUUUUACUGACAAGAGAAUGCCAUUUACCGAACAUUUAAUAAGCAAAAUAAUUUCUUACACACUUACUUCUCUUAACUUUUGAAAGGAAUCCCUUAUUUUUUCACCCAAUUUGGUAUAUUAACAGCACAUACUCAAGGUUCACUACAAAACAAACAGUUCCUGGUAAUGAUUUAAAUGUAGUUAUAGAAAUAAAUAAUAUGUAUGGAGUCAUUACUUCUGACCUUGAAAUAGCCUGCUGGUGACUGGCAUUAACAUACAUAACUAACUAUUCAAUUAUUUCCAUUAUUAAUGUUGCUGCUGCUACCUUUGGGCCUAAAACCAAGUCACCUGUUGUGUAUCAAUUACCUUCUUUGAUAAAAGGAAAUAAAUAAAUAAUGUUAUCCUAUUUUUUUGUCAUAAAGGCAGAUUUGUUUUGCAUCUACUUCUAAAUAUGGUUUUAAGUUUAAGCAAACACGCCUUUACAUAAUAUCCACAGCACCUUUUAGAAAUAAAGGAUACUUCUAACAAGCUGCA